Messenger RNA from Candida dubliniensis CD36, 1344 nucleotides. RefSeq names its product ribose phosphate diphosphokinase subunit (gene PRS5). NCBI's taxonomy places the organism in Eukaryota, Fungi, Ascomycota, Pichiomycetes, Serinales, Debaryomycetaceae. Gene Ontology annotation, molecular function: ribose phosphate diphosphokinase activity; magnesium ion binding. Gene Ontology annotation, cellular component: cytoplasm; ribose phosphate diphosphokinase complex. The record is from RefSeq and is a predicted model, not a curated record. The coding region runs from base 1 to 1344 and encodes 447 amino acids. Gene Ontology annotation, biological process: ribonucleoside monophosphate biosynthetic process; purine nucleotide biosynthetic process; 5-phosphoribose 1-diphosphate biosynthetic process. The transcript has a single exon.
AUGAGAGACUUGAUUGUAUUGGGAGGUUCAUCUCACCCUAAUUUGACUCGAUCGAUCUGUCGAAGCUUGACACUAGAACAGGGUCUCGUGGAUUCUCGUAAAUUUUCCAAUGGUGAAAUAUCAAUUGAAGUUAAAAAUAGUGUUCGAGAAAAAGAUGUAUUUAUUAUUCAAAGUGGAUGUGGACAUGUCAAUGAUAAUUUUUUUGAGCUAUUGAUCACUAUAGCUGCAUGCAAAACUGCAAGUGCUAAAAGGGUGACUGCAGUUUUACCCUUGUUCCCUUAUUCAAGACAACCUGAUAUACCUUAUCUUGCUAAUGCUACUGGGGCUCCAAGUAUCAGUACAAAAAAGGAAGAAUAUACUUUUGAAAGUGCUCCUGCAACUCCAAAUCCAUUGUCCAAAUCAAGCAGCGAAAAAUCAUUUCUUUCUCUGGCGUCGUCGAUAGUAUUGGAAAACAAAGCAGUUGCGGCAACUGGUGUCAACAAUAUUAGUGGCAGUAACAUUGGAAUUAAACUGCCAAUUCCAAAGAAAUAUACACCAAAGUUGAUUACUACGAAUGCUUCAGCAACAAAUUUUCUACCACAAGUUGAUGUUCACGGUAAAACUGAAAGUGGUUACAAACAAUGGAUCUCUCCUAAUGGAACCUUGAUAGCCAAUUUGUUGACUACUGCAGGUGCUGAUAGGGUUAUUACUAUGGAUUUGCACGAUCCACAAUUUCAAGGAUUCUUCAAUAUCCCUGUGGACAAUUUAUAUUCCAAGCCCAUUUUGAAACACUACAUAAUCAAUUUCAUUCCUAAUUACAAAGAUUGUGUGAUUGUUAGUCCUGAUUCAGGUGGGGCCAAAAGAGCAACUGCUAUUGCUGAUUCUUUGGGUUGUCCAUUUGCCUUGAUUCAUAAGGAGAGAAGAGCAAAGAUGCCAAAAAAUCCACCUCUGACAUCCAUGAGUAACAGUCACAGUCACAAUCAUUAUAAUUCUCAACAUAAGCCGACAAUGGUAGCAACUACCAUGUUGGUGGGUGAUGUUGCUGGUAAAGUUUGUGUUUUGGUUGAUGAUUUAGUUGACACUUCGUAUACUAUUACCAGGGCGGCUAAAUUAUUGAAGGAUCAGGGUGCCGAAUAUGUGUAUGCAUUGGUUACUCAUGGUAUUUUCAGUGGUGAUGCCAUAAAUAGAAUCCAACAAAGUGCCAUAGAUAAAUUAGUGGUUACAAAUUCGACGCCGCAAUCAGAGCAUGUGGAAAUACUAGGUGAUAGAAUGGAAGUCUUGGAUGUUAGUAGAGUGUUUGCUGAAGCUAUAAGAAGAAUUAAUAAUGGUGAAAGUGUUAGCAUGUUAUUUGAUCAUGGAUGGUAG